Seminavis robusta is the source of this 780-nucleotide messenger RNA. The record is from the annotation of a GenBank genome assembly. NCBI's taxonomy places the organism in Eukaryota, Bacillariophyta, Bacillariophyceae, Naviculales, Naviculaceae.
AUGAGUAUCCAAAAAGCAUCCCUAUCACCAUCCUGCAAUGGGCAGCAUGCUUCCAGCAGCCCUGAUCAUUCUUGGAAGCAAAAACUGUUUACCAAAGAAGAUCCCUUCCAUUUGCACAAGACCUUGGCAUUGCUGUGUCUUGCAUCGUUUGUUUGGCGUUUCUCGCUGUUUGGUGCCGCCGACCUUGGAUUUCGAUCCCAUCCUCAGUGGACGUUGGUAACUCUAAUCCUUCAUUUCUCCCUUCAUUUGAGCAGCUUUGCCUUUUCCAUUCCUGCCAAACGCAUUGCCUCCACUUCCACCGGAGGAUGGAGGAUCUGGCCCGAGUAUCGACUGCAUGCGGCAAUCUUUUGCCUUAGCCAGUUGUCUUGUAUUGCACUGGUGAACCCCUUUGUCAUGACAUUGCAGCGCAAGAAUUUGAUCGCGCACGAACAGGCGUUGGGUGUGCAUGCCGCCAUGCUGGGGUGGGGAGCCAUCCUCGUUGUCUCAGAAUUAUCCAUUUCGCAUGGUGAAGAUGCACCACCUCCCUUGACUUCGAUUGUGGCGGUGGCCUUUGUCGCUGCGGUAUGGAGAAUGGGGCCGUGGCCGCAGGCCCUUCGCAGCAAGUACUUGAUUUGGCCAACCGUGUAUUGGCUGCUGGAAACUGUGAUUCGACCAGGAUCAUCCCAGCAAAAUCUCUACCUCGCAAUCGCUUCAUUUGUGGCGGUGGUUGCCAAUGGCCUACAGUACCAGUAUGCCACGAUCGUUCCAACAAGCCUGCCGCCAAGACGAGCUAGUGACUGA